ACGCGCUUGCCUUUAUCUCGUAUACGUAACUAAUCUCUUGGGUCAAGUUCACACUGUGUUUGCUCUUCAGCAUUAGCGAAAUGUGUGAAAAUCUCAGUUUGAACGCCGCCUCCACGCGGCUAGCAUAUCACAUCACAAUGUUCUAUCUAAACUAGUCAUUAUUUAGUGUUUCGAAACAUGUUUAUAUUAUUUUUGACUCUGUUCUUCUGUUGUGGUGUAUGUGAGAGCGGGGAAGGAGACCUAGGUUACAGUUUGAGCAUUGGGAAUGCUAUAGAUGUGUUUGCGAACUACGGUGAUCUAUCACAAGUGACACAAGUGGUGUCAGCUGAUUAUGAAGAAGACAGCCUAGAAAUAGUGGAACCAUUCCGGGAAAAGAAUAUCCGGGUCUUCGAGAAUGUCACCAGCAUAGAAUCGCCCGGGGAUCCUAUGGUAGCACUGAAUAUACAGCUGUGUGAAACCUUCGAGGACUUGCUGGCUGGUUAUUUUGGGAACUUCAAAAUAGAAGGUACAGAACAACCAUGGAAAGCGUUCUUAGGCGAUUGGAUAUACGACGAAAUCAUGAGAACCUUUGGGAUAGAGUUCGACACAUCAAGUGACAACUGCUGCUAUGUACUAGUCAAGCUAUCCAAGACCCAUAGGACGGUCAAAAUGGACCAUACCAAACAGAUCAGGGUAAAGGAAUACAUGGAAAGGGCUAUAAACCGUUUGGAUGUCAAUGAUACAGCGGCUGUAAGGAGGUUUAUGAAGAGUUAUGGGACUCAUUAUAUCGAUUCUUAUGUGACUGGAAACUUUAUUUACCAGGUAUUCAAGUACAAAAGGUCAGGCUACCGCCUGCUGAAGGCAUACGUCAAGCGUGGCCGACGCAGUUCCGGCACUGACAACUUGAGAUUCUACUUCUCUUCGUAUUUUCUCAAGCAAGUUGGAGACAUACGAAUGGCCAGCGGCAACAAAAGAAUAGAAGAAUGGGCGAAAGACAACCUCCGCGACAGCCAAUACCUAUUCUCCCGACCCAGCCUACUUAGAUUAUACUACAACGCCAAGCUAGCGUUCAAACUGAACGACAUGUUAGACAACGGAGCUCUAUUGGGCCUAGGUCUUAAAAUUUUGAAACCUCUAUUCAGAGACAGGUACAGAAGAGAUAAAUAUGCCGAAAUUGUUGAAAAUGACAUGAAAUUAUGGGAAGUCAAUGCAUAGACGGAUAAAGAACUUGUUUUUAUUUAUUUUAAAGCCAUAGUCAAAUAACCUGCGACGCGACAACUCUAAAGCUGCUCUGCUAUGUAAUUUUUAGGGUUCCGUACCUCAAAAGGAAAAACGGAAUCCUUAUAGGAUCUCUUUGUUGUCUGUCUGUCUGUCAAGAAACCUAUAGGGUACUUCCAGUUGACCUAGAAUCAUGAAAUUUGGCAGGCAGGUAGGUCUUAUAGCACAAGUACAGGAAUAAAUCUGAAAACCGCGAAUUUGUGGUCAUCAUUUCAGAAACUUAUUGGGUACUUACAUCCCGUUGAUUUAGAAUCAUGAAAUUUGGCAGGUAGCAAUGUCGUAUAGCACAAGUAUAGGAAAAAAUCCGAAAACCUAUCCGUAUAGGCGCGCAUUCAGUUGGAAGUUCUAACUCCUACGGAGGUGUUUUUUAAAAAAGAAUAUUAACCAUGCUAAUCAUGAUUAAUACUCCGCUUUUCCCUCCAAUUAAGCGUAAAGCUUGUGGGACGACUAUAUACUAUAUACACUAUGAAUGACUAUAAAGGUACGACAAUAGUGCAACAGGUGGGGUUUGAACCGCCGACCUUUCGGAAUUCAGUCCACUCCUCAACCGUUGAGCUAUCGAGGCUCAGUUUCCGUCGCAGUGUUGUUUCAGGCUUAAGUAGUUCAAUCAUUUUACAGAAUAUUAGCAAGUGCAAUAAUUUUUUUUGUUUUUACAGUUUACAAUGCUCCUAAUUCGAUUGCAUAGAGAUUGUAUGAACUCUCAGAAAGUUCUGUUAACCUUUUAUUAUAGACCUGUCAUAAU
Maniola jurtina (meadow brown) is the source of this 1999-nucleotide messenger RNA. Its product is annotated as torso-like protein. The coding region runs from base 178 to 1194 and encodes 338 amino acids. The record is from RefSeq and is a predicted model, not a curated record. NCBI's taxonomy places the organism in Eukaryota, Metazoa, Arthropoda, Insecta, Lepidoptera, Nymphalidae. The transcript has 5 exons.